CUUCUUCCAUCACAUGUCAGAUAUGCUGAGUAGACCUGAAGAUCCAAACCUACCAUUUGAUGCUUCUUUGACAGGCGAAGCAUCAGAUAAAAGCAAUCACCAAGACCAUUUUGCAAAAGCGUAAGGAACGUGAAGGGAGAGAAGAUGAAAGGAGGAUGGAUUUCUUGGAUGUUUUACUAACACACAACAAUACUUCUGAAGAGGAGAUACUUAGCUUGGUUCUUGAUCUUCUACUUGGAGGAUACGAAACAACGGCGAUGCUGAUAUCGAUUAUUGUAAAAUUCCUUAGCGGUUGCCCACGAGCGUUGAAUGAACUUAGAGAAGAGCAUGAGGGGGUCAGAAGAGGCAAGGUGGGGGAUGGAGGAUUGGGAUGGGAUGACUACAAAUGUAUGAAUUUCACUCAAGAUCUCAUCAACGAAGCUUUGCGAUGUGGAAACGUGGUGAAAUUUGUCCAUAGGAAAGCUAUAACGCCCAUCCAAUACAAAGGCUUUGAGAUUCCAGUUGGUUGGAAAGUUCUCCCAAUCUUCAGUGGCGUUCAUCUGGACUCUUCCCAUUACUCAGACCCCCAACAAUUUAACCCAUGGAGAUGGCAGGAGGAAAAGAUGGGAGAAAUGGGGGCAGGAGGAAAGAACUUCACACCAUUUGGAGGAGGGAGGAGGCUGUGUCCAGGGUCUGACCUUGCCAAGCUUGAGACUGCAUUCUUCCUUCAUCAUCUUGUCCUUGACUUCUCGUGGGACCCUCUCAUUGAUGAUGAUCAGCCCAUUUCCUUUCCAUAUCUCGACUUCAAGCAUGGCUUACCCAUCUCUAUACACCCCUUUUGUCAACCUCACUAGAUGGGGCCUGCAUGGUAUACAUGUACACAGGUAAGGGAGAAAUGGGCCGGGCUCUUGCUAUUGAUGAUAAACAAGAGUAGAUCUCAAGUCCAACUGGUUGGACCACCAACUAUUGUCCAACCAGCAGAUAACAUCCAACCUUUUAAGUGCAUGUGACAUCCAACCCUUCCAAUAGGUCCUACCAUGAGUAUCAUCUAGUGCAAAAAUCAUCCCUAUCUACUUGGCAAGUGGGCCACACCAUAUAAAACAAUUUCUAGCCAUUAAUAAAUAGUGAAAAAGAAGUGUUGUGCAGUUGACGAGUAGAUAUUUUUUAUUUUUUUAUGAAGCAAUUCUCAUAAUAGAGACAACAUAUUGGAUGGGUUGAAUGUUACGCACAUAAAAGGUUGGAAGUUACUGGCUGGUAGACCAUGACUUAUAAGUCUAACUGAUUGUACUUGAGAGCUUAUCAAUGGAACUCUUUCAAAACCUAAUACAAUAAAAUGGUGAGGUGAAGCCUCUUUUUUUUU
Messenger RNA from Magnolia sinica, 1339 nucleotides. RefSeq names its product steroid (22S)-hydroxylase-like. The coding region runs from base 156 to 833 and encodes 225 amino acids. The record is from RefSeq and is a predicted model, not a curated record. The transcript has 4 exons. Gene Ontology annotation, biological process: sterol metabolic process. Gene Ontology annotation, molecular function: iron ion binding; heme binding; monooxygenase activity. NCBI's taxonomy places the organism in Eukaryota, Viridiplantae, Streptophyta, Magnoliopsida, Magnoliales, Magnoliaceae.